Messenger RNA from Pogoniulus pusillus (Red-fronted tinkerbird), 3279 nucleotides. RefSeq names its product potassium inwardly rectifying channel subfamily J member 11 (gene KCNJ11). Gene Ontology annotation, biological process: regulation of monoatomic ion transmembrane transport; potassium ion import across plasma membrane. Gene Ontology annotation, molecular function: ATP-activated inward rectifier potassium channel activity. Gene Ontology annotation, cellular component: plasma membrane. Lineage: Eukaryota; Metazoa; Chordata; Aves; Piciformes; Lybiidae. The record is from RefSeq and is a predicted model, not a curated record. The transcript has a single exon. The coding region runs from base 188 to 1390 and encodes 400 amino acids.
CCGCUGCCGCCUUCGCCGCGCUGCCCGGACCGGUUACAGCGGGGGCUGCGGCGGCGCCGUUGAACCCGCUCGUCCCCCUCGGCGCGGCCGUCACCGUGCCGCCCCUCCACACACACCUCAUUCCCACCCCCGGCGGAGCGGCGGUUGGAUGGGGCGGCGCUGAGCGGCGGCGCGGCGGCGGGGAGCCAUGCUGUCGAGGAAGGGGAUCAUCCCCGAGGAGUAUGUGCUGACCCGGCUGGCAGAGGAUGUGCCGGAUCAUGCCCGGUACCGCGCCCGGGAGCGGAGGGCGCGUUUCGUGGGCAAGAACGGGGCCUGCAAUGUGGCCCAUAAAAACAUACGGGAGCAGGGACGCUUCCUCCAGGACGUCUUCACCACGCUGGUGGACCUCAAGUGGCCCCACACGCUGCUUAUCUUCACUAUGUCUUUCCUGUGCAGCUGGCUGCUCUUUGGCAUGGUCUGGUGGCUCAUAGCCUUUGCCCAUGGGGACUUGGACCACAGCACCCGGAUGCAGCGUGACCCCGGAGAGGGUGCCUCAGGGUCCCUGGACAGCUUCGUGCCCUGUGUGACCAGCAUCCACUCCUUCACCUCUGCCUUCCUCUUCUCCAUCGAGGUGCAGGUGACAAUCGGCUUUGGUGGACGCAUGGUGACAGAGGAGUGCCCAGCUGCCAUCCUGGUACUGAUUGUACAGAACAUUGUGGGGCUGGUGAUCAACGCCAUCAUGCUGGGCUGCAUCUUCAUGAAGACUUCGCAGGCCCACCGCCGCGCCGAGACGCUCAUCUUCAGCAAGCACGCGGUCAUCGCCCUGCGGGAGGGCAAGCUCUGCUUCAUGCUGCGAGUGGGGGACCUCCGCAAGAGCAUGAUCAUCAGCGCCACCAUUCGCAUGCAGGUGGUGAAGAAGACCGCCAGCCUGGAAGGGGAGGUGGUGCCCCUCAACCAGAUUGACAUCCAGAUGGAGAACCCCGUCGGGGGCAACAGCAUCUUCCUCGUCUCCCCCCUUAUCAUCUACCACGUCAUAGACAAGAACAGUCCUCUCUACGACAUCUCCCCCGUGAACCUUCACCACCACGAGGACCUGGAGAUUAUUGUCAUCUUGGAAGGAGUGGUGGAGACCACCGGAAUCACCACUCAAGCCAGAACCUCCUACUUGGCAGACGAAAUCCUCUGGGGCCAAAGGUUUGUGCCCAUUGUGGCAGAGGAAGAUGGGCGAUAUUCUGUAGACUACUCCAAAUUUGGCAACACAGUGAAAGUGCCCACCCCUUCAUGCACUGCUAGGCAGCUGGAGGAGGACAAGAGCAUUAUGGACACCAUGCCACUGUCCCCUAAAGGCACAAUAAGAAAGAGGUCUGUCAAGCUAAAGCCCAAGUUUACCCUGAGUGAUGAACCUUCCUGAUGCCUUUUGACUAAGAAAACUCUCUUAGGACUCUGUGUCUGAAAGAUCUCAUAAACUCAAAGCACUGAGGUGGCCUCUUUUUUGUUUGUUUUGAUUCAGGUUGGUAGCACAAGGUAUGUUCUGGUGUUAUUUAUUUUGGGAUAAAUCUAAAGGUAAUUAUAUUUUUUUAAAGGUGUGAGAUUUCAAGCAGCUCUGGGAGUAAAAGAAUUGUGGUCUGCAGCUUUAAAUUUCAGUUCAGACUGUCCUAUUUAAUUGCACAAUCAUGUUGCAUUGAUUCAUCUGCAGAUAAUGACAUCUUUUCACAAAAUCCUCAGAGGUUGCAGUAAUUAGGGUCUUGCAGUGUCCUCGAGGCAGUAGUUUUAAAUUGUUUUUCUCUAACUUAAACAAUCAAUAUAGCAAAAUGAAAUAUUUAUGAAGUAGACUGAAUUUAAGUUAUAACAAAAGGGUCAGGCAAUUUUAUGUAUGACACCAGAGCAGAUCUGGAAGUGUCUGUGAAUAAAACUAUGCCUCAAAGAAAUUUGUGGCCAGAUUUGCUUAAUCCAUAUUGUAUCAUAUGGAGCCACUCCUACAACAUGCAAUAGGAAAUGUAUUGGAGUAUUUACUUUUGUUUAUUUUAAAGCCCUUUACACUUCCAAAAUAAAACAUUCAGGAAUACAUUUUUGGGCUGUACGUUUCUAAUGGUAAGCAGUGAUUUGGCUUUAAAAAGAGCAGUGGAUACUGUAGAACUGAAAUUAAUUAUAAAUAGGCAAAAAAAAAAAUCUGUAUUCUGAUUUCCAGAUGAAAAGAAGUGAAAUGCACACACAGAGCCACAUGGCAAUAGGAUAAUCUCUCCCUUAUGUCAGAAUGAAUUCUGUUAGAUAAUCAGGGAAUAUUAUAGCUAUUUUAAAGGAAAGGGAAUGCUGAAUGCUGAACUUCGGUAUCUGUAUGCAGUAGGAAAACCUUUUGCUCCUUUCCCUUUUGUUUUUGUUUUUGGGGAAAGGAGGGAUGUGGACAAUGUGGUUGCUUCUGAGAUGCUGUCACAAAACACUCCUACUGAGGAAGCAGUUCUCGGUUACAUCUUGAGCUCCCCACGCAGCCAGUGCCUGUUUUGAUUUUAGCUGAAUUCAAGAUCUGGCAUUUAGUGGCAAAUGUGAAGGAGCUGUGUUCAACCCCUCAGUUCAAGCGACAGUGGGAGCCCCCCAGCACUCCUGCAAAUCCUCUUAGUAACAGCAGCAGUUUUACAUCUGUGCAGGGUUGUUAGGAGGUAGCACUAGCAUUUGCUACAGUGUGCUAGAACAGUUAAUCAAGUAAAAAAAGAUAACAUUGUCCAAACAAAACCUCAAUAAGCUUUACAGAACUGAUCCAACACCUGGUUACACAAGCUGCACAGAAGCACCAAGUUACUUGCAACUUAGUUAUUCAAGGAGCUUCUAGUAUCAAUUUCUUGUGUGUUACGUAGUUCACAACAGACACCUAAAACUGUUAUUGUUUUGGAAAUAAUAUGGCUGUCUUGACAGUGCAAUGAUAUGAAAAACUUACCCAGAGUGCAACAAAGCUUUCAUAUUGACUAUGGAAUAUUUCCAGGCAUCUGUAUUAAAAUGAAAUCAUGUUUGGGUAAAAUCAAAGGUCGUUUUAAAAUGCUAAAGUAAUUGUUAUCUUUUCAGUAUUUGUGUGUUUCAGUUUUAUGAAGACCAUUCUCAGCAUUCUCAGACUGCCAGUUAAGAGAAUAAAUGCCUGUUCAGUCUCCGAAUUCCCAUAGUCAAACUAUGGGAAUAGUCAAACUAACAUUAAUGAGUAGUCAGCAAGGAACAUUUGGAAAGGCAUAUUUUGCAUUUGUAAUCAUAAAACAUCCUAUUUUUAAAAAUAAGGAAUCGUUAAAUGCCUUUGGUGAUUAAAUUUCUUCUCUAAGA